Scophthalmus maximus (turbot) is the source of this 3688-nucleotide messenger RNA. RefSeq names its product EMILIN-3 (gene emilin3b). Gene Ontology annotation, molecular function: protein binding. The coding region runs from base 497 to 2947 and encodes 816 amino acids. The transcript is spliced from 6 exons. Gene Ontology annotation, cellular component: extracellular matrix. NCBI's taxonomy places the organism in Eukaryota, Metazoa, Chordata, Actinopteri, Pleuronectiformes, Scophthalmidae. The record is from RefSeq and is a predicted model, not a curated record.
AGAGGAGGGCCGAAGCCCAGUCAGCAGGUCUCACACAAGCUGGUGUGUGUGUGUGUGUGUGUGUGUGUGUGUGUGUGUGUGUAUGCAGCCGAAACUUUCCUAGAGACACACUCGCACGCUCUCCUCCCUCCUGCUCUCCUCUGUCCCGCUCUCCUCCUUCUCCUCCUUCUCCCCUCCCCUCCUCCUGCACACCUUUGUGUUGUUUUCCUUGCCCCCUCUCCCUCUCCCCUCCCUCUCCAGCCUCACUAGUUUCCCCCUCUCUCCACCCUGCCCUGCACGAGUGUGGUUAGUGUGCGAGCUGAGGGCGCGCGGGCCAAGAUGCUGCUGAUGCUGCCGCUGUUUGGGCUCCAGGUCGCCGUCAGGGCCCACUGAAGGAGACACGGCCGCAGGUGUUGCCAGGGGGAUUCAGCACAGCGCCCCGAGGAACCCGACGACUUAUCGCCUUUCACGUUCGUUUUCCUCAUCGCCAGUUGCAAUUUCAAGAGAGACAAAAACAAUGAGGACCAAGUUGCGUCAACUGGUUGUGCAGCUCUUUCUCCUAGGAGCGUUGCUCCGUGUGGUGGACAGCAAGGGAACUUUCUACGGCGGUCAUGUCAACCCGUUCUACGGAAACAGAUACAACCUGUUCAAGGGCGGACUCAACGCUCACCAUUUACCAAACAAGCCCAUGACCCGUCACAAGAACCACUGUGCCUAUGUGGUCCAGAGGAACAUUACCUGCACCAUGCAGGACGGGGUGGCCACCUACGUGAAGGCAGAGUAUACCACCAAGUGCAUCUGGGGUCAGAAGUGUCCUGUUGUUGUGUACAGGACGUUCUACAAGCCAAAGUACAAGGUGGGUUUCAAGACAGUGACUGAGCUGGAGUGGAGGUGUUGUCCAGGCUACUCUGGAGAACAGUGCCACGACGGACCCACAUCGUCGCCUGACGCCGGAUUUCCCCAUCGCCCGGGGAUAAGGGGUUUCCCCCACGGCCCGAGACCUCCGGUGGACCAGAAGCCUGAAGGAGGCCAGCUGGAGCCAGGCAACCCUUUCCCCAGUGUGCCUGACCAAAGACCAAUACCCACAGGACAACUGCCUGCAGGAAGCGGAAAACCAAACUAUGGAAACAAAUUUGGUAUUUCUGGAGUGACCGGUGAACGUUUGGACCGUAUGGAGGAGGACCUGAGACGCCUCACCCAGGGUCUGGACACUCUCAACGGGGUGGUGGCCGGUCUUGAGGAGCGACUGCGCACGUCCCUCAGAGAAGACACCAACAAAAUCCUGGUGUCUCUGCUGCCCAGCGGUCCCCGUGUGCCUGACUCGACCGUGGGAUUUGGGGCGAUCCCCGAUGGGACUCCCGAUGGAGUGGAGGGAGGACAAAGCUUCAAUGGAUUUGGGGACUUAGCGGGGAGAGUGACAGAAGUGAGCGAUGAGCUUCGAGCCAAGACUCACAUCCUCGAGGAGAUUCAGGGAAUGGUCUUGGGCCAUGAUGGACAGCUGAAGAGGCUGCUGGACGGAGCCCGAGGCAGUCCCAUCCCCGGCCCCGGCACCACCGCUCAUCUCGAUGAGAUCCUGGACGCCAAGUUGAAUGGCGUGCGGGCUGAGAUCCUGGAUCGCUUCGAGAGCCGUCUGUCUGGCCACGAGAACAACUGUGACAAGAAGAUGGGGGAGGUGCAGAGCCAGUGCCACCGGGAGCACAUGGAUGGCCAGGAGCAGAUGCAGCAGAGUCUGGACGGAAGGGAGACCGGGCUCAGGGAGGAGUUGGGCUCCCUGCAGGCUCAGAUCCAGGGCCUGACUCUGACCGAGAGCUGCUGUGGACAGGUCAACAGCCUGUCCCAGCGUGUGCUGCUGCUGGAGGAGUCUGUGAAGGGUUUGACCGAAUCUCAGCGACAGCUCCAGACCGCCCUCGCCGACCAGAGCAUCCACGUGGAGACGCUGAUCGAGACCCGCCUGGUGGACAUAGAGGGCCGCCUCAACGCCACAGAGGGCGGACCCGACGGAGCAGGAGGGCUCUCUGGGGGUCUGGAUGGCUUCAAGACCAUGCUGGAGGACAAGUUGAAGACCCUGGAGGAGAGAGUGUUUGUGGCUGUGGAGGAGCUGAGUAAUGCCACGGCCCCUGCACUGCUGGAAGGCCAGGUGGUGCCAGCGCUGGAGACGGAGAUCGAGUCUGUGAGGAGGAGAGUGGAGGGAGACCUGGACGGCAUUCAGAAACAGUUGGUAGACCUGGAGCUGCUCUGCACCUCCUCCUGCUCACCCUCCACCCCACCAGCAGGGGGUGUCAGUGUCACCGACGUGGAGGAGGUGUGUGAGGGGAUGGAGAAGAAGAUGACGGGCCGCCUGGACUCUCACUCCAACCAGCUGGACCGCCUGAACCACACCCUGCACAGCCUACUCUUCAGGAUCGCACAGGAGGAAGAAGAGGGCUCCGUCCAUGGGGAGAUCACCCUGCUGAAGGUCAACAUCAACUCUGUGAACCGCACGCUGAAGGGCCUGAAGGACUCUAUUAGGUACAUCGCAAGUGAAGUGGGCCACGCCAACAGCACCUGGGAGCAGAGAGAGCACCAGCUCGUCAACCAGGUCCAAGGAAUUACCAAACUAGUGGGCCACCAAGCCUCCCUGCUGGGGGCCGGGGAGAGGCGGCUGGCCCAGCUGAAGGGAGAACUUGUGUCGCUGAAGAGGCGGCUGUCCGGGGAGCUGCAGGGCUGCAGGAGCACAGCGAUAGAAGUGCAGAGAGAGGUGAAGGACUUUGACAGCAGGGUGAGCCAUGUCGAGGGCCAGUGCAGCAGCCUGGGGGAGCUGGCGGAGCACCUGGAAAGGAUCCGGGCGGAGCUGGAGAGACACUCGGAAUCGUACCUGGCCCAGGUGAAUGGCACCCUGGCCGUCCACUCCGAGCAGCUAGCUGAGCUGAAAGGAGAGGUCAAAGACUGCGCGGCCAAGGAGGCGGCAAACCAAAAAGGAGACCAGUAGCAUCUGAGCUACAGAUUCUUUUUUCUUUCUUUCUUUCAAGAGACUUUAUGUGUGCUUCUCGUUAGGCUCAAGCGACUUCCUCUGAUUCUCUCUUCUCUUUUUCAAAUCCCAUUUGCACAGAUGCAAAUUAACUGAACCGGUGAAAGACAUUUCCCAUAAGCAUCCCAGCCCAGUGCCUCCAGAUGUCCCGGGUAUUUGGUUUAGUGAAGUGAGGGGAAGCAGACGCAGAAUACAAAGACACACGUGUGGGUGUAUGGCUGGGCAAUAUUUUCCCUCGAGAUUUUAUUCUGUAGGGCAUUUUUUUCCUCUCUCUCUCAGAUCAUGAUUGUUUUGUUUUCCAUAUUUUACCUUUUUUUUUAACUUAUAUGAGGUGACUGCAUUGAUAUGAUGUUAAACUGUUUGUAUUAGAGAAAUAAUUACAGUACAAAGUGAAUGAUAUGGGACUAAUACGCUGCUACGGGUUUCUACUGGCCAGCACACUCAACAUCCUCUGUGUGGUCACUUGUCUGGUCUGUUGUUGUUUUUUAAGAAUACUGUACAUCCACUUGGUGCUAUUUACGUUUUUUGUAAACUCCUGUUUUACACAAUGUUUAAAAAUGUGUUUCUCUUUGGACAAUUUUGUUUGUUUUCUUGCCACAUUGCUCCAAGUUGCCGAGGAGUUCCAUAAUUCACCAUUGGAGGACAGUGACGACACAUUUCAUGGCAUGGUAGAUGGAAAAGAAAUAAAAUCUUAAACACUCA